Cyprinus carpio (common carp) is the source of this 1485-nucleotide messenger RNA. It is a transcript of the gene pemt, whose product is annotated as phosphatidylethanolamine N-methyltransferase. Gene Ontology annotation, biological process: phosphatidylcholine biosynthetic process. NCBI's taxonomy places the organism in Eukaryota, Metazoa, Chordata, Actinopteri, Cypriniformes, Cyprinidae. Gene Ontology annotation, molecular function: phosphatidylethanolamine N-methyltransferase activity. The record is from RefSeq and is a predicted model, not a curated record.
CAGUUCCAUGCGACUUAAGUAGGUCGAAGGUAAACUGUCAUGUCCGCUGUGUUGGUAACUUUAGCAAGUUCCUCAGCAUUUACGGCUAUAAAGGUGUGAAUUGUUUACAGUGAAUGCUGGUGACAUGCUGCUGAAAGAGAGCAGCCUGUGUGUUUGAAACAGAGUCGCUAUUCGACGCAAAUCCCGCGCUGGAUUGCUGUGGAGGCUUGAAUAACGUGGAUUACAGUCAGAUGGACAUGUCUGUGUUGGCAGAGCUGUGGAGGUUAAUAGACCUGACGGAGCCCCGGUUCUGCGUGGCUGUUAUUGCCAUCAUCUUCAAUCCGUUCUUCUGGAAUGUGGUGGCCAGAUGGGAGCACAGGACCAGAGGUCUGACCCGUCUGUUCGGAGGUCCGUACGCGGCCUGUUAUUCCCUCGCUGUGCUCAUCCUGCUCCUCAAUGUUUACCGCAGUCACAGUAUUACAGUGGCCAUGAAGGCUCACCCUCGCUGGGAGCCGCUGGAUAACGCACAUGUGUACAGUGCAGGAGCAGCUCUCAUGGCGCUGGGAUCGGUGUUUGUGAUCAGCAGCUUCAUGGCUCUGGGCGUCACUGGCACUUUCUUGGGGGACUAUUUUGGCAUCCUCAUGGAUCAGAAGGUGACUGGUUUCCCCUUUAAUGUGAUGGAGAACCCCAUGUACUGGGGCAGCACCGCCAACUACCUGGGCCUGGCCUUAAUGAACGCCAGUCCUGUCGGAGUGAUCCUGACCGCAGUGGUCGGCUUGUCCUAUAAAGUAGCUAUUGCAUAUGAAGGACCGUUCACUGAGGAGAUCUACCGGCAGAGGAGCCAGCGCUGCAAGCACAAGUAAAGACGCUCUGAUUCCUGCUGCACGCUCUGGGAUGGCAAACUGUGGAUGCAGAUGAUUUCUCAUGUAAACACCUGCAGCAUUUAAAUGACUGUGUCUGAUUGAUCUGUAUAAUACUCUGAUGGUAUAAAGAGAGUUAACGAGCACAGCUGCAAAUUGCACAUUGAUGCUUAACACUUGAAUGCAAUGACAAUCUUCAUCUGUAGCCAUCCGAUAUCCAGCUGCUGCUAAUCUGUAGUUUGCUCACAUAUCAUAACCAUAAAAGAUGUGAUUGUUUUAAUUUCCUCGAUCCAUUCCUAAUGCACGUCUAGGCUGAAAUCAGCUGUUCUAGGGUCCGUUUGAUUUAUGUUAAUGUACUUUGCUCUGUUUUAUUUCAGGAUGCAUGUUUUUCUUUCCAAAGGUAAAAUAAAUGGACACAUGCUGUUCUUUCUCUAUGUACAGUACACUUUUGUUCCUACUCUAAUGGUACAGAUCAGAGAUUCCCAAACAUUUUUGUCAGCUGAACCCGUUAGACGCUAUAUAUUUACUUGAAGUCCCCCUGAGAAUUUAAGCUUUUAUUCAACAAUGCAUUUGCAUCUUUAUGGCUCUCUGAUAUUGGUUAAUUGUCACAUGACCUGCAAUUAAAUGAAUAAAAUAUUUAAUCUUU